GAGAGACUUCAGGUUGUAACUUGUGAUAAAACCAUCAGAUUUAGGAAAGGACAGAUGGAGAUAGACUCUUUCCAGUUUCUGCUCAGGGUGUGUUGGUGAUCAUCUGCAGCCAUGUGCGACCAGACAUUCGUGGCGGUCACUUUUGGCCCCUGUGAAAGCUGUGGGAAUGCCAGUCCUCUUAUGAACAUCUACAUUAAGAAUGACCCCAUCAACUACUGCUCCUUCUGUGUGGAAAUGAUGGCUUGUCAGGGGCUCCAGAAAGGGGAAAGCCUGACGACACUGAAGAGGGAGAGCGAGACCCUGAAGAAGAAGCUGGAAGAGGAGCGGGGCAAGCUCAACGACACCGAGUUGCACCAGGUGGCAGAGAAGGUUGAGGUGGUGGGCGCUCUCUCCAUUAAGACCAAACGUGUGCUGAAGGGUCAUGCAAACAAGGUGCUGUGUAUGGACUGGUGUAAAGACAAACGUCGUCUCGUCAGCUCUUCCCAGGAUGGAAAAGUGAUUGUCUGGGAUGCAUUCACUCUUAAUAAGGAACAUGGGGUGACCCUGCCAUGUACAUGGGUUAUGGCAUGUGCUUAUGCUCCCUCGGGCUGUGCUGUGGCUUGUGGCGGAUUGGAUAACAAGUGCUCAGUGUUCCCACUGUCACUGGACAAAAAUGAGAACUUGGCUGCAAAAAAGAAGUCUGUCGCCAUGCACACCAACUAUGUAUCAGGAUGCACAUUCGUCAACUCUGACAUGCAGCUCCUGACCUCCAGUGGUGACGGCACAUGUGCCUUGUGGGAUGUGGAGAGCGGGCAGCUGCUGCAGAGUUUCCAUGGUCACACAGCUGAUGUGUUGUCCCUGGACCUCGCCCCGUCUGAGACUGGAAACACUUUUGUCACUGGGGGCUGUGAUAAGAAGGCCAAUGUGUGGGACAUGCGCUCUGGACAGAACAUUCAGUCUUUUGAGAACCAUGAGUCUGAUAUCAACUGUGUCAAGUACUUCCCCAGUGGAGAUGCAUUUGCUUCCGCUUCUGACGAUGCCACAUGCCGUUUCUAUGACCUGCGAGCUGACCGUGAGGUAGCCGUUUACCAGAAAGACAGUGUCAUAUUUGGUGCUUCCACUGUGGACUUCUCCAUGAGUGGUCGCCUGCUUUUCGCUGGUUAUAAUGACUACACCAUCAAUGUGUGGGAUGUUCUGAAGGGAACUCGUGUCUCCGUCCUGUUUGGUCACGAGAACCGCAUCAGCAGAUUGAGAGUAUCCCCUGAUGGUACAGCGAUCUGCUCGGCUUCCUGGGACAACACCUUACGGAUUUGGGCCUAGAGUUUACAUCACAGUUGUGAUCCAGCGAAGACAGCACCAGCAUUACGUGACUGCCAAGUCUGCAAAUCCCUGCCUGAAAUCAACACUACUUCAUACAAACCUUCAGUGUGACAAACACAGAAGCACAAACACCUAAAAUUUCUCUUCUGAAUGAAAAUAUAUCACCGUAUCGUAACUGUAGGGUGGUUAUUCAUCAGGACAGACAGUUGGUCAAGUCUGGAUUCCUAAUCUUUGUUUUUGUUAGCUUCAUGACCGAUUAUGUAAUUGUUAUUGCUAAUAUAGUGGGAAAUAAUUGUGAGCAUAAAAAGCCAAAAUGACUUGUAUAAAUCAGCAGCAUGUGUCUGCUCUGCUAUGUCGACCUGCAGACAAUAUGAGUGAUUGUCUUUGUUAAUGAUAUACAUGAGUUCAUUGUCACCUGUCCUGCGAGACUCACACCUGAAGAUGUACAUGCUGUUAUUGUUGUUGUUACUCUGGCACUCUGCCAUAGAUAUUGUCAUGGUUAUCCAAAGGAAGACAACUGUCAAUAUAGCAGCAUAUUUUUCUUAUUUCAGUAUACAUACAGCUCAACAGCUUAGGUACAUUUCUUGUGAGGAA
Chelmon rostratus (copperband butterflyfish) is the source of this 1893-nucleotide messenger RNA. RefSeq names its product guanine nucleotide binding protein (G protein), beta 5b (gene gnb5b). Gene Ontology annotation, biological process: G protein-coupled dopamine receptor signaling pathway; G protein-coupled receptor signaling pathway. Gene Ontology annotation, cellular component: cytoplasm; heterotrimeric G-protein complex. The record is from RefSeq and is a predicted model, not a curated record. The transcript is spliced from 13 exons. Gene Ontology annotation, molecular function: signaling receptor complex adaptor activity; protein binding. NCBI's taxonomy places the organism in Eukaryota, Metazoa, Chordata, Actinopteri, Chaetodontiformes, Chaetodontidae. The coding region runs from base 112 to 1299 and encodes 395 amino acids.